Molecule: messenger RNA, 1646 nt
Organism: Microtus ochrogaster (prairie vole)
Lineage: Eukaryota; Metazoa; Chordata; Mammalia; Rodentia; Cricetidae
Gene: Noxred1
Product: NADP dependent oxidoreductase domain containing 1
Exons: 6
Coding region: 1-1155 (384 amino acids)
Biological process (GO): L-proline biosynthetic process
Molecular function (GO): pyrroline-5-carboxylate reductase activity
Source: RefSeq, a predicted model, not a curated record
AUGGAUAUACUAGAUGACCUUGAGUCCCUCAAGUUUGAGUGUGGGAUUCCAGAGGAUGAGCGCUACUGGCUGUAUUUGCAGGGACGGUAUCGGGGACUGAUGAUCAAGGGCUGCGCUCAUGCAGUCUUCUUUUGCAAACUGUUCUGUACUUUAAGAGAACUGUUACACCAGGGCCGGCGCACAAUACAGCCUCGGGCUAUGUCAUUUGAUGCUGCCUCCGUGGAGGAUGAGACGUUAAAAGUGGGCAUCAUCGGAUGUGGCCACCUCGGGAGGCAGCUGGCUACCGUCCUGCUGAGACUUGUCCCCAUCCCUGCUGAGAACCUGCACAUCUCCACUCGGAGGCCCGAGUCCCUGGUUGAGUUCCAGAAGUUAGGGGUCCGGUGCCUGUAUGACAACGCUUCUGUGGCGAGCUGGGCCAAAGUCUUGUUCCUCUGCUGCCUGCCAUCGCAGCUGCCUAAUAUCUGCUUGGAAAUCCAAAACAAGCUCGAGAAGACCUGCUUCGUGUACAGCUUUGUGUCGGCGAUCCCGCUACCCAGGCUGAAAUUUCUACUGAACCACAGCAAUAUCCUGCGGCCUCAGUAUCACUUUACUGAGCGUUUUGACAACAACUGGGGAGAGACUAAGGAAAUCACAGCUGUUCUCCAAGAUCCAGUGGUCAUUCGGGGUACCUACCCCUACAGUGAUGCUGGGGGAGUGAUCCUCAACAUCAAAUGGCUGGAGGGGGUGUUCUACGCGGCCAUCAACGUCUGCACAGCGAGGAACGUGUUCCACUCCCACGUGCUCCAGAUCCUCAACAAGCUCUUUCUCUCCGCGCACUUGGAAAGCUGCGAGACGGACAAGGCGUCCUGUCCCAAAUUCCAGCUAACAGAUUUUUUGAACAAAAACUACGUCAAUAGUUUGUUGCAUAGAAGGCCGUUCCCCUGGUUUGAUCUGACCACUGUGCAGCUCAAGGAAACGCCUUUUAGCCAGCAUCUCUCAGCCACGCCUACUCUCCAGAACCACCUGACUCUUCUAUACGCUCAAUCAUUUGGCAUCACCCCAACCGAAGAAGAGCUGUCAAAGGUUUCCACGGUUCUUCACCCCAAGGGGAUGAGGGUUGACAGAUACCCACACAAUGUGUUUGAGAAUUAUACUAAUGACUUGAGUAUAGCAUAAAAUAAGAGGUCCAUAUGCAUCAAUAUACUGGGCUAUCUAGCUUUUAAAGCAACCUAGUGCACUGCCUCCCCCAUAAGGCCUUUUUAACACAAAUUAUUUCUCUUCUAAAGGCUAAAUCCAAGUAAUUAUGUCAUAAUUAGAUGAUCAAACAGGAAACCUUUUCCCAUGAUAACAUAAGGCUAGAAAAUGAUACAGCUCGAUUCUUCUACUUUUUUGAGUAGAGAAAUAAAUGUUGGGUGAGCAAUCUUAGUUGAAUUAUGAUUAAUUCGUGCUUGUUUUAGUUAUAUUGGACUAUUCUAGGAUGGCUAUUUAAAGCUAUUCCCAUUUAAACCUUUUAAAUCCAUAAAGCCCUAAAAAUAUUACUGGUGAAGGUAUAGCUCAGCUGGUGGAGUGCUUGCUUGGGAUGUGCAGAACUGUGUGCUCAGUCAUAAGCACCCCCAAAAUUCGAUGAGGUGGCACCUGCUUGCCACUCCAACACUUAGGAAGUAGAG